AUGCGUUGGCUCCCAAAACUGGAAAACCCGUUAUUAAUAUUUUAUUAUAUUUUUCAUAACUAGACACUUCAAUGCUUAUUCUGUGCGAUUUUGGGAGCUCUGUGAUAAGUAGAACAGACAUAGAUGGCAGUCAACACAAAGCCAUGAUUAAUGAUUAAAAUAUUCAGAUGAUGACACAAGUUUUAACAACCCCAAAUCAUUUUUGAUAGCGCUACAUUUGAUUGUGGAUAGAAUUCUAAUAAUUUCCGCAUUGUGUUCAAUCGCGCGUCAGUUUUCCACAGGGUGGCAGUAGUGCUCCUUAGAUCUAACCACGAUUACACAUCAAGGAGGAGAGGAAAGCCCGCGAUAGGUCAGAGGAAGGAAGGCUGUCCUAUGAAAAGUUAACCCAAAGCCGUGCGAUCGAUCUCGGAGAGAUAGGGACGACGAAAUGAAAAGGCGUAGUAAGAGAAGAAAGGUGCAACAGGUUCGUUUUCGCCAGACAACUCUGGAGGAGUCUGUAUUCCUAUUUCGCCACGAGAAGCAGACUCACGACGACCAGCACUGUGGUGUGGAGUCGGUGGAAGCAAUUCCCAGUUCAUCUGAAGCUGGACCUAGUGGCGAAUGCCGUGCGCAGCCAAGUCGGGCAUGCAAAAAAGUUUGUCAGGUGGAUCUUAGUAGCAGUGAUGACAGCGACACUGACGAUCAGUGGGACGAUCAAGACCUUUGGAGCCCAACUCGGACAGCACCAGGACCCGUUUCAGACAGCGAGUCUGACUGCUUUUCGGACGAGGCAGGAGAAAUUAGACCCAUCACUCCUUCUAAUUUGGAUCCGGAUGGCAUGGAGGAAUUGGAAGAGACAGAACGAAGGACAGAACCACAGGUGCCUUCAAAGAGGGGUCGACAAAUGACAAGGGGCAGAACAGCUGGGGCCAAGCGAGGGCGUGCACCAAGCCGGUCGGUGAGCAGUACCACCCUGGAGGAAUGGCAGAGAGAGGACUGGAGGCCUAGAGACAUACCCUUCACUGCAACCCCUGGACCACGAGGCGCAGCCAAACUGGUGUCUGACCAACCUGUCGAUUUUGUUGACUUGAUAAUAAAUGAUGAUUUGUUGCAGACAAUAGCUGAGCAAACCAAUCUCUAUGCUGAGCAAACCAUGUCAGUGGAUAAUAGGGCAAUUGGAGUGGGCUGGGCUGGAAGGUCCACAGAUGGAUUGGUGGGAAGGCGCUACACAGGCCAGGGAUGUAAUGAGAGCCAGAGUGGAUCUGAUGAGGAUGACUGA
Engraulis encrasicolus (European anchovy) is the source of this 1258-nucleotide messenger RNA. RefSeq lists its product as uncharacterized. Bases 428 to 1258 code for a protein of 276 amino acids. The transcript has 5 exons. The record is from RefSeq and is a predicted model, not a curated record. NCBI's taxonomy places the organism in Eukaryota, Metazoa, Chordata, Actinopteri, Clupeiformes, Engraulidae.